Messenger RNA from Rangifer tarandus platyrhynchus (Svalbard reindeer), 552 nucleotides. Lineage: Eukaryota; Metazoa; Chordata; Mammalia; Artiodactyla; Cervidae. The record is from the annotation of a GenBank genome assembly.
AUGGAAAGAGGGCAAGGCGAGCACUACUCCACCACCGACACGCUGGGACGGACCAGCUUUCCUGGCCUCCGCUCUGAGCAGCCUGGGUCCUCCUCCGCCCUCCGGGAAGAACCGGGCCGGAGCCUCGGGGCAGCGCUGCGCUGGGCGGGCUGGCAGCGGCCUCAUUUCUCUCUGCUCUCCGUCUCUGACCGGUCUGCGCCCGUCUCCCGAGCGCCUUCUCCUUCUGCUGAGGCCGAGGCCGACGGGCAGCCCCGGUCUGUCCGGAGGGGCCCCGCACCAACCCCAGCGCUCAUAGCCCUGCCCACCAGGCCGAGCGGGGCCGGGCUCGAGGCCGGGGACUCGGUCAUUGCGGCGCGUGGGCUCACGCUCGCCCGGCCCGAGGCCACACCCAGCAGGCCCACUCAGCGCUGGGGAGAGGGUCGUCCGCCUGCUGGGAGCCACCCUGAAGGGCCGGCCCCGGGCCUGGAGCCCCUGGGAGCUUUGCUGAGGUUGGAGCUCGACCCCUCUCUGCCCAAGUGUGCGUCCAUCCGCUCUCUGCACAUCCGGGGCUGA